Messenger RNA from Chrysoperla carnea, 4946 nucleotides. RefSeq names its product pregnancy zone protein-like. Gene Ontology annotation, molecular function: endopeptidase inhibitor activity. The transcript has 19 exons. NCBI's taxonomy places the organism in Eukaryota, Metazoa, Arthropoda, Insecta, Neuroptera, Chrysopidae. Bases 109 to 4770 code for a protein of 1553 amino acids. The record is from RefSeq and is a predicted model, not a curated record. Gene Ontology annotation, cellular component: extracellular region.
UUUAGUAUUCAUUUUGUUGUUGAACUGAUCUCUGCAUUCGUUAUAAUAUAAAUGAGAAAAGAUUUCAAAGUGGUUUUCAGUGUUUUUAGGCUUUAAACUUUAGUAAAAAUGUUGCUAAAAUUAAUUUUUGUGUUUACAUUUGUGAUACAAUUAUAUUUGACAAAUGCCGAAGAAUUGAUAACACCUGACUACUUAUUUCUAACACCAAAACAAUUAACAGUUAAUUCAAAUGAAAAAGUAUGCGUAGCUGUUUACAAUACCUCAUCAACACCAGCGAAAUUCGAUUUAGAAUUAGUAGAAUCUAAAUCGAAAAAAGUAUUAACAUCACUCAAAGAUCAAGAUCUUACCGAGGAUGAUAAUAUCAAAUGUAUAUCCAUUCAAAUACCCGAAACUUUAGAUAGUGAUGGUUUAAUUAAAUUAAAAAUCAGUUUCCCAACAUCAACUCAAUAUGAGACAAUAAAAAAUUCAAAAGAAGUUCGAAUUAAUACAUCCCCCAAAGUUGUUCUCGUGGAAACAGAUAAAGGUGUUUAUAAACCGGGACAAGUUGUUAAAUUCCGUGUAUUAACAAUUGAUCAAGAUUUGAAACCUGUACGUGAUAAUAUUUCUAAGAUAUGGUUAGAAAAUCCAUCGGGAAUACGUAUUGCACAAUGGUUAAAUGUAUCAUCGAAUAAUGGAUUUGUUCAAGAAGAAAUUCAAUUAUCGUCAGAACCACAUUUGGGAACAUGGAAAUUAUUUAUACAAGCAUCAGAAAAAUCAAACCCUGUAACAAAAACAUUUGAAAUUAAAAAAUAUGUUCUUCCACGUUUUGAAGUGACCAUUGAUCAUGAAUCAAACAUUUUAAAUGAUGCUGAACAGCUUGAAUAUAAAAUUUGUGGAAAAUACAGUUAUGGAAAACCAGUUCAAGGUGAAGUGUCUGUUAAAGUAAAUACCAAAGUUUGGUCGAGAUCAGAAGAGUUUGAAUAUAAUAAUCUUACGUUGGAACGUGAUGGCUGUAAACUUUUAACAAUUCCAUCCAAUGAAAUCAUCAAAAAUAAGAUAUUAGAUGAAAUUUUUAUAACCGCUUCAUUAAAAGAACAUGCUACGGAUCAAAUUGAAAAUGUUACCGUUCAACAAAAAGUUUUACGUAGUGAAUUUAUUAUUGAUUUUGAUACGACAGCGUAUACCAAAUUAAAUGUUCCAGUUAAAUUGCAGUUACUUGUAAAACAUAGCACAAAUGAAACACCAGCCGUAAAUCAACCUGUGGACAUUUGUCGUCGUACAUACUAUCCAGAUUAUACAACAACUUGUGAUGCGUUUAAAACUAAUGGAAAUGGUGUUGUACAAUUAAUUGUACCACCAGGUGGUGAAAGAGAACGUCGUUAUAAUUUAGAGGCUUUAAUAGCUUACAAACCAAAACCAAAAUCAUUAAAAGAAGAACCAACAACAACAACAGAAGCGACCACAACAAAUUCUGAGUAUGGCCACUUUUAUCCAAGUCCAGGAUAUCAACAAUUAAUUUAUAAUACAACACAAUAUAUCCAUUUUCAAUCGUGGUAUUCACCAUCGAACAGUUCUAUUGAGUUAAUAUCAAACGAUGACGAACUUGUUGUACAGUGUGGUUCAAAGAAACGUUUUAAUGUAUUCUUUAAUUUACCAAGCGAUGGUGAAGAGAAUGAUGAAACCAUAAAUAAUUUGAAAUUCACAUAUAUGAUUCAAUCACGUGGUAAUAUAAUUAAAUCAAAAAUAAUCACAUCACCACAAAUAACUAAAAUUGAUGAUUUCUCCACUAUUGAUAACAUUCUUGGAAUACCAAUAUUAAAUACUACGGAAAAUGAUUUAAAUUCAACAUUAUAUAAAUUUGAUUUAGUUAUUGAUAUCGAUGCUGAUAUGUCACCAAUAGCGAAUUUAUUAAUAUUCUAUGUUCGAUCGGAUCGUGAAGUUGUCUCAGCCUCAACAACAAUUAAAAUACAAAAAUGUCUUAAGAAUAAGGUAAAAGCAAAUUGGAAUUCCGAACAAGUAUAUCCUGGUGAAAUGACAACAUUAAACAUCAAAUCAUCACCGAAUGCUGUCUGUUCUGUGAGUGCUGUCGAUAAAAGUACAAGCUUUUUAUCAAAAUCAUCAAAAAUUACAAAAUCACAAGUCUUUAAUGAUGGCUUAAAUCAAUUCAAAAUUGAUGAAAACACUCAACCGCAACAGAAGAAUACGUUGAUCAAAUGUGGAGAGAACGAAUAUGCAACUUAUGAUUAUGAUGCAAUACAAGCUUUUGAAAGUUUUGGAGUUAUGUUAAUGACUAAUUUAUCCGUGGAGACUCGGCCAUGCAGACAAUAUUACAUCAUUGCACCAAUGGCAUUGCCAGGUGCGCCACCUCCACAAUUUUACACUCCAAUGUUGGGUGCACACCGACCGAUGUUUGCCUUUGCUUCGGCGGCUGGAUCUCCAGGUAGACCCGGAAUGGUUUUUAAAGAAACAAAUAUAAACAUCGACAAUUCUCCAGCAACCACAUUACGCACAUAUUUUCCAGAAACCUGGCUUUGGAAUUUAAUUACUACCAAUGAAAAUGGUCAUGGAAAAUUAAAUGAAAAAAUUCCAGAUUCCAUAACUGAAUGGAUUACAACGGUAACAUGUUUAUCGGAUGAAGAUGGUUUAGGUAUUGCUACACCAACACAAAUCCGUGGUUUUAAACCAUUCUUCGUUGAUUACAUCACACCAUAUUCGUUUAAACGUGGUGAAAUAUUACAUUUAAAAGUUGGAUUAUUUAAUUAUUUAAAUCAAAAGUUACCAAUUAAAAUUACUUUAUAUAAUUCGGAUGGAUUCGAGUUGGUUGGUGAUCAAAAAUCACAGAUUAAUGCGUGCGUUGAUAGUGAUUCAAAUAUUGCUGAAAUAUUUAUGAUUAAGGCAACGAAAUUAGGGGAUGUUAAUGUUACCGUUUCAGCUGAAGUGGAUAAAGAUGCUAAAGAAUGUGAAACUAAUAUUUUAACUGAUUAUCGAGAUGUAAUCGUUAAACCAAUUAAAAUCGAACCAGAAGGAUUUCCAAUUGAAAUUUCCAAAUCAACAUACGUUUGUCCAAAUGAUUAUGCAAACAAUACAAACGUUCGACGUGUCUGGGAUUUAACGUUACCAGAAAAUUUGGUUGCCGAUUCAGCUCGUGCUGUCGUAUCAGCAAUUGGUGAUAUAAUGGGAGCAGCCUUAUCGAAUUUAGAUAGUUUAGUACGUUUACCCAUGGGUUGUGGUGAACAAAAUAUGUUAUUGAUGGUACCCAAUUUACAUGUGCUCAAUUAUUUGAAAUCAAUUAAAUCUGAUAAUGAGAAAUUAAAGGAUCAAGCCUUAGCGUACAUGAAAAAAGGUUACGAACGUGAACAAAGUUAUCGUCAUAAAGAUGCUUCGUUCUCUGCCUUUGGUGAAUCCGAUUCGGAGGGUUCUUUAUGGUUAACAUCAUUCGUAGUCCGUUCAUUUGCCCAAUCACGAUUCCACAUGUAUGUUGAUGAAGAGAAAUUGCAAGAAAGUAUGGAUUGGAUUAUUAGCAAACAGUUGGAAAAUGGAUGUUUCCCAACUGUUGGAUUAGUCUUACAUAAAGAAUUAUUGGGUGGCUUACAAAGAGGUGAUUCAAAUGCUGCCUUAACUGCAUAUGUUGUUAUAUCUCUAUUAGAAACUGGUUUAGAAAUUAAACCGGCUGUUUUGGAACAAGCUACAUAUUGUUUAGCAUUCGCUAGUAACAACGAAAGUGAAGGUGAUACUUAUACGAUGGCGUUAACUGCGUAUGCAUUAUCUUUAUUGGAUAAAAGGAAGGAUGCUAAAGAAGUUUUACAGAAAUUAGUGAAGAAUGUUAAAUAUGAAGAUGGUGAUUUAGCUUAUUGGACCAAUGAUGAUAGUACCGCACUUGAAUUAACCAUCGAAAUUACAUCAUACGUCAUAUUAUCCCUUUUAAAAUCAAAUCGUGAUGAUUACAAGCUAUUAACAUACAACGCAAUCCGUUGGUUAUCGUCUCAUCGUAACGAAAAAGGUGGUUUUGUUUCAACACAAGAUACAAUCUUAGCUUUAGAAGCGCUAGCUAAAUAUGCAACAUCGCUACAAACUGAUAAGGAUACGAAUUUAAAUAUAACUGUGGCAGCUGCUUCAUUAUCGGAUUCCAUUAAAAUCGAUGAAAGUGAUAAGCUAGUUUUGAAAGAAGUGAUGUUACCAUCUUUACCAACGUCUGUUGCGCUUGAAACUUCUGGAGAUGGUUGUGUUUUAUUACAGAACACAUUGAAAUAUAAUGUACACUCCGUUGAAGAAUCCGAUGCAUUUGGUAUCGAUAUUCAUAUCGAUACGGCACAUUCGUCCUGUGAAGUACAAGAUAUCAAAAUCUGUACAUGGUAUAAAUUUUCUUCGGACAUAUCAAAUAUGGCUGUGCUAGAAAUCAAUAUGGUAUCAGGUUAUGAACCAAUUGAAUCAUCUUUAGAAAAUCUAUCAAGACAAAAUAAUCCAAACUUCAAACGUUUUGAAAAUGAGAAAAAGAAAAUUAACUUAUACUUUUCCGAAUUAACAAAUACGCACACAUGUGUUUCAUUCCAAGUAACACAAACAAUUGUUAUUGAAAAGCGGGUACCAGCAGUUGUAAAAGUUUACGAUUAUUACCAUCAAAAAUUACAAGUCUCAAAGGAUUACAAAUUGGAAAAAACAUGCCAUUUACCAGACGUGCCACAUUCAGAACAUGGAGAACAUCUUCCAGAACCCAUGGUAGUCGUUGAACGUCAAGAACGUUCGGUUUCAAAUAUCGAAGAAUUAAAAUCAUUUACUUCAAAGGAUUAUUAGAAAAUUUAAAAUAUCUUGCAAGGUCUGGAAGGUACAAAAUUUAAUUAUACCAUCAACAAUCAAAUAUCGUUGGUAUAAUUUAGAUAAUGGAAUCCAUGGAAUUGGUACAAUGGAAUCAACAAGCCAGAAGAAAUUUAAUAAUAUAGAUUUUUUUAUAAUUUGUACCUACUUUUAGA